AUGACGCUGUCUUGCUUGGAGGUUUUUGAGACCUCCAAAGAAAAUUGGACGGAUCCAGAAAGACUAAGACAACUUGUAAAGAGGAUCUUGCAGUUUAUAACUAUUCGAGAAUUCCCUCCAGCGAACGGUCACAAGCUGCCAUCUAUCAGCAAAAGUCGAUGGUGGAUACCGAGUGCCACAAGAGUUCUUGCUCUAAUAAACACAGCAAAUAGCAAGAACUCCCCAAAUCUGAUACCCUAUACAGAAUUUUACAACAGCGCCCUCGAUCAUAUCAAUCUUAUGGCAGAAUACUACAGGUGGCAAAAUCCGACAAAAAUCAACAGAUUCUCCUACUGUCAAUAUCCUUUUAUUUUGAGCAUAGUAGCGAAGAAGAUGAUUCUGCAACGAGAUUCUGAACAGCAGAUGAUUCUCAACGCAAGACGCAGCCUGAUGAGCCGAGCGCUUCAUCAACAAGCUCCAGACAUCGACGUCUUUUUCCUGAAUCUAAACGUCAGAAGGUCGCAUCUGGUUUCAGAUUCUCUCAAUGAGAUAGCAAGGAAGCAGUCUGACUUGAAAAAGAAACUGAAGGUGACUUUUGUUGGAGAGCCAGGCCUGGACAUGGGAGGACUCACCAAAGAGUGGUUUCUUCUGCUUAUUAAACAAAUAUUCGACCCAGACUACGGUAUGUUUGUGUACCAUAACAAGUCCAGAUGCUAUUGGUUCAGCACCACACAGGCAGGCAAUUUGAGGGAAUACAAUCUCAUAGGCGUUCUGAUGGGCUUGGCUGUGUACAAUUCCAUCAUUCUAGAUUUGCACUUCCCGACUGCCUGUUACAAAAAGUUGCUGAGCCCUCCAGUGGUCCCCCAGAAUUUGCAACAUGCCAAUGUAGGUGUCUGGAAGUUCGGCAUCGAUGACCUUGCAGAAGUCAUGCCAGAUGUUGCAGUUGGACUUCGAGAACUUCUUUCUUACGAGGGAAAUGUUGAAGAAGACUUCUGCAUGAAUUUUCAGGUGUCUGUUGAAGAAUUCGGCGGUGUGAAAACUCACGUGUUGAAGGCGGAUGGGGAAAAUAUUCCUGUAACAAAUGAAAACAGGCAAGAAUAUGUACAGUUGUAUACGGAGCUUAUUCUAAACAAGGCCAUAUAUCAACCUUUCAAAGCGUUUUAUCUCGGAUUUCACAGCGUAUGUGCAUCAAACGCUCUUAUUAUGCUUCGUCCUGAAGAAGUGGAAAUGCUUGUUUGCGGUUGUCCAACUCUCGAUAUGGACGAGUUAAGGAAAGUCACCGUGUAUGAUGGCUUCCACGAAGAAGAGCCCAUCAUUAAAGAGUUUUGGGAAAUUCUGAAAAGUUAUAGCCCUGAUUUGCAAAAACAGUUCCUAAGAUUUACAACUGGAAGUGACAGAGUUCCUGUUGGAGGAAUGGGAGAGAUGACAUUUAAAAUCUCUGCCCUUAAUCACAAUACUGAUAUGUUGCCCAUUUCUCACACCUGUUUCAAUCAGCUAGUACUCCCGAGGUACAAGAACAGGGAUAUUUUGAGAGAAAAAUUAACGAUCGCCAUUUCCAAUGCUGAAGGAUUUGGGCUGGAAUAAGCGCCCUCUGUUGUUGCAUCCUGUACUACUGAGAUAAAAAUAGAGAUUUAAGAAAUCGAUUUUUUUUAAAAAUCGGAUAUGAGAUAAAUAAACUUUCUACUGGAAUGCAAAGUAAGCAACUGGAGCUGAAUAGAUUGCUGAACAUUUGGGAUAGCCUUUCGGAACGAAAGUUACUAUGAACAAAAAUAUACUGUACAUAUAUGCUAUCUAAAAAUUCA
This is a messenger RNA of Argiope bruennichi, 1781 nucleotides long. RefSeq names its product probable E3 ubiquitin-protein ligase HECTD2. NCBI's taxonomy places the organism in Eukaryota, Metazoa, Arthropoda, Arachnida, Araneae, Araneidae. The record is from RefSeq and is a predicted model, not a curated record. Gene Ontology annotation, biological process: protein polyubiquitination. Gene Ontology annotation, molecular function: ubiquitin protein ligase activity.